Messenger RNA from Eufriesea mexicana, 2285 nucleotides. RefSeq names its product vacuolar protein sorting 28 (gene Vps28). The coding region runs from base 1 to 2214 and encodes 737 amino acids. The transcript is spliced from 3 exons. The record is from RefSeq and is a predicted model, not a curated record. Lineage: Eukaryota; Metazoa; Arthropoda; Insecta; Hymenoptera; Apidae.
AUGAAUUACAACAGGAAUAUUUUGCCUACGUUAUCGACCCGCGAUAGAUGCACUUUGAGAAACGGGAAGCAUGGACACGUUGUGUACUUCUGUAGGGUGCGUUACGAUGAUGUUGGACUGAAGAUUCGAGAAAAAUUACCUUCGCCUUCAUCCUGUUUCCAGUCUGAUGAAACGGAAACCGAUAAUACGAAAAUGUACAAGAGUGAUCGAAACCUGAGCUACGAAACGGAAAAACCAAAUCACGUAAGGAGAUUAAAUUUUGGCCAAUCGAUCCUAACCUUAGACACGGUUAAGCAAUUCCAGGGACAAAAGGAUGGUGCAUUGUUGAUUGAUAAAAACGUAGCAGAUAUACCGUGCACCAGAAAAGGCGAUUUCGUGCGGAAAUGGAUCGAGACUCAUAUCGAUUUCGACUCAAAGGAAACGUCUCCCAUUUUGGGUUCGUCUCUUACUAAUUCUACGAAAAUCUCCCCAGUUGUUGGUGAUCGACGUGUGUGUAAACGAGCUAGGAACAAAAUUAAAUCCAACGAUGAUUCUACAGACAAUGCUCAAUGUAUGCGUUCAAACGAUUCGCAAAUCAUGAUUAAUGCAGAGAUUUACAAUGGUUCGGUUGAGAGUAGUAAACGUAUAAAGAUAGAUGAUAACGACAGGAAGGAAAAUGUAAGAAGAAAUCUAUUUGAUUCUCAGUCUAUUAGCGUUCCUUCUAAAGCAAGUGAUGCAACUAUUUCUCCGAUACUUGCCAGGGACUCUACUUCUUAUAAUAGAAGCCGAAGAAAAUUUCAAGGGAAGAACUCAUGGCGGAAAGCCUUGGAUUGCAUAGAAAAUAAAUGUAUAGAAACUAAUUCGAGGUCUCCUUUAAUUUCUACCAAAGUGUACGAAGGAGGAGAAUCCCCUAUUUUAAAUCGUGUUACUUAUCCUUGUAAACACAAGCAAAGAAAACCAAGGGAAAAGCUUGAUAAAGAAGAAAGUAAUCGUAUAAAUUCUGAUAUGAAUUCUUUGCAAUCUUGUAAUUUACCUGAUGUGGCAGGCUUGAGAAACAAAUGCAAGAUGUUAUGUAGUCAAAAGCGUCGUGCAUUGAUAAGAAAAUUAGAAAAUAGCUUUAAGGAUGAUCAUUCGAAAUGUACGCCUUGUAAAAAUCCAAGUCUUUCAGGAGAUUCUACGGGAUCACAUUCAUCAACGAAUAAAACAAAGUUAAUCGAAGAUAGCCCAAAAGAUAUGAAAGAUAGCGCGAAAAUUGAAACCGAAUCUAGCAACGAAGAUUACAAUAACGGGAAAGAUAUUGUACAUAUAAGCAAUGAUUCCGAUAAAGAUUCUAGCACAUGCGAUUAUAUAGAAGAUACGGACACGCAACAUGUAGAUUCCGUUACUAGGAAUCUCAAUUACGAUUCGGUAUUAUUUGUUUCUAAUAAAUCCGCAUCGAUACAUUCGCCAGCAUCCAACAGAGAUUCGGACGAAACGUUCUUCUCGAGAGUAACACCAUUGCAUUCUAAAUAUACCGAUAUUGGCACUUCACAAAACAUUUCUCAAAUUUCGACGCAAGUUAUGGACGUUACGGAUAACAGGUCGAGUCAAACCGGAAUUAUCAUUAAUACGAAAACAUCAUCGCGAGAAACUUACACGGAUACAUCGGUUCAAUUAACCAUUUUAGACUCAGGAAAAAAAAGGAGAAAACCAAAAAGGGGUAGCUUGGUAGAGAAACUGCAAUCAACGAUUAAUAGACAAAUAUCCUUUGUACGUAUAUGGAGACAUCGCGUAAAGCAAGAUACGAAACAAUGUUUUCGUGUACCAUGUGCUACCGUUUGUGUGCGAACAUGCGUAACUCGUUUUAGCAGACAAUUCUUGGAAGGAGUUGUAAUCGAGGAUCCAUUUGAUUUAUUAUCGUAUAAAAAUGAAAAUAAGUCUGUCACGUUUAUAAAGAUCAUGACGAUUCCCGAGAUAGUAGGUAAAAUUGAAAUGAAAUCCGAGGGUCUAGUACAAAUUUUUCCUCCAUGGGAAACUUUAGACGAUAAAGAACCAAUGUUGAAUGUAACUUACAUACGUGUUGUACCUGAUAGCGAAAAAGAUGUUCGACAAUAUAAAGUGAACUUGAAUCGAGUUAAAAAGUCGGUAAUUCAAGAAUUUUAUUGCCCGUGUAUCGGUAAGAACAAAAUGAUUUUGUCUUGUAAAGAUCGAUUUAGCAAGCCGAACAUUAUCGAGAAGGUAUUCACCGAGUCAUAAGGAUAAGAAUACGAUGCAUGGAUUAAAUUUUGUAUCGACCAAAGUAAACUUUCGUUAUUCGACUACUUUAU